Molecule: messenger RNA, 980 nt
Organism: Punctularia strigosozonata HHB-11173 SS5
Lineage: Eukaryota; Fungi; Basidiomycota; Agaricomycetes; Corticiales; Punctulariaceae
Exons: 2
Coding region: 59-898 (279 amino acids)
Source: RefSeq, a predicted model, not a curated record
CUCUUCGCAGUCAUCGGCCUCCCAUUCGUCUUUAUCCUUCACUAGUCACGAAUCUGCCAUGAGCGCAAGGACAGCAUCGACAUCGCUUGCACAAGGAAUCAGCGGGCUUAUGAUCCUCGCGGAUCAAGUCGUGGACGAUGAAGUAGAUUCCUCUCCACGCUCUCUCGUUGUCAGCCAUGGGCGUGACAAAGAGAAAGAUGAAGCGAAGUCGAACCGCAAAAUUGCUGACUUGGAAAUAAGCAACCGAUCUCUUCUCGCCAUUAACUCCUCCCUGGAGGCUGCUAAACACCGCCAAGCGAAAGAAAUCAGAGACUUGCGGCGGAAAUUACGAGAAUCCCGACUUGCGCUCCCUCCGCGGGCAUUCCGAGCUCUUGCAGCCAGGGGUCCGAAUUCAUCGGUUGAGGAUGACUUGACGGUCGAUGAGGACGACGAGGACGAGGAAGAGGAGGAGGAAUUAGGCGACGAUGGCCUCGUCAAGGGCAAGGUAGCCGGCAAAGAAGAUGCAGCAUACUUGCGAGUCAAAGACAUGGUUCUAGACUUGAUCGCUCAUGGGAAGAGGGCAUUGGAGAGCAAAGCCGAGGACUUCAUGGAACAUAGAGGGACUAAAGUGCUCAGCGCGGAAGAAGUGCGCUCAUGGAGGAAGGAUUCUGAAGACGCGGAUAUGUCGUCGUCGGUCAUCGACACCAGCAUAGUGGACGCCGAUAACGAGGAAGAGGACGACCCCGAUGCCUCCUUCGCCUCUUUUGAUGACGUUGGACCUCGCUCGUCGACACCGCUAGGCUCCGGUGCCGGAAACGACAGCCUUGUAUCAGAAACAGAAGUGGAACACUCCUUGAUGGAAGGGAUGGUAAACUAUACCCCGCCUUCGCCUCCCAUAUCUAUCUCGCCCGCCUAUUAAUCGACGCUGCUUUAAGUAGACCCUAUGGCAUGGCACAUCUCAUGGACCACGGGAUAUGUACAAUUAUGCAUUCUGGAACGGC